Lemur catta (Ring-tailed lemur) is the source of this 6750-nucleotide messenger RNA. It is a transcript of the gene BRCA1, whose product is annotated as BRCA1 DNA repair associated. Gene Ontology annotation, cellular component: plasma membrane; nucleus; BRCA1-A complex. The transcript is spliced from 23 exons. Lineage: Eukaryota; Metazoa; Chordata; Mammalia; Primates; Lemuridae. The coding region runs from base 179 to 5728 and encodes 1849 amino acids. Gene Ontology annotation, biological process: dosage compensation by inactivation of X chromosome; double-strand break repair via homologous recombination; chordate embryonic development. The record is from RefSeq and is a predicted model, not a curated record. Gene Ontology annotation, molecular function: zinc ion binding; ubiquitin-protein transferase activity; DNA binding.
UUGCUGAAACGUUCUGGACCGAGGACAGUCCGGGGGGCCUGUCGGAUACCGGGCCCUUGGGCCCAGGAGCCCGGACACUUUGCUCUGGGUAAACGGAGAGGGGAACGGAGAGGUGCCCAAAGGGUGCUCCAGGCGACAGGCAGGAAACAGAUCUAUUAAAGUUCAUCAGAACAGAAAGAUGGAUUUAUCUGCAGUUUCUGUUCAAGAAGUACAAAAUGUCCUUAAUGCUAUGCAGAAAAUCUUAGAGUGUCCAAUCUGCCUGGAGUUGAUCAAAGAACCGGUUUCCACAAAGUGUGACCACAUAUUUUGCAAAGUUUGCAUGCUGAAACUUCUCAACCAAAAGAAAGGGCCUUCACAAUGUCCUUUAUGUAAGAAGGAUAUAACCAAAAGAAGCCUACAAGAAAGUACAAGGUUUAGUCAACUUGUUGAAGAACUAUUGAACAUCACUCAUGCUUUUGAGCUUGACACAGGAUUGCAGUUUGCAAACAGUUAUAAUUUUGCGAAAAAGGGAAAUAACUCUCCUGAACAACUAAAGGAGGAAGUAUCUAUCGUCCAAAGUAUGGGCUACAGAAACCGUGCCAAAAGAUUUCGACAGAGUCAACCUGAAAAUCCUACCUUGCAGGAAACCAGUCUCAGUGUCCAACUCUCUAACCUUGGAAUUGUGAGAUCUCUGAGGACAAAGCAGCAGAUAAAACCUCAGACUAACUCUGUCUACAUUGAAUUGGGAUCUGAUUCUUCUGAAGAUACAGCUAAUAAGGCAAGUUACUGGAGCGUGGGAGACCAAGAGUUGUUACAAAUCACCCCUCAAGGAGCCAGGGCUAAAACCAGUUUGGAUUCUGCAAAAAACGCUGCUUGUGCGUUUUCUGAGAAGGACAUAACAAGUAUUGAACAUCAUCAAGCCAGUAAUAAUGAUCUGAACACCAUUAAGAACCAUGCAACUGAGGUGCAUCCAGAAAAGUAUCAGGGUAGUUCUGUUUCAAACUUGCAUGUGGAGCCAUGUGGCAAAAAUACUCAUUCCAACUCAUUACAGCAUGAGAACAGCAGUUUAUUACUCACUAAAGACAGAAUGAAUGUAGAAAAGGCUGAAUUCUGUAAUAAAAGCAAACAGCCUGGCUUAGCAAGGAGCCAACAGAGCAGAUGGGCUCAAAGUAAGGAAACAUGUAAUGAUAGGCAGGCUCCCAACACUGAGAAAAAGGUAGAUCUGAGUACUGCUCCCCCAUAUGGGAGAAAAGAAUGGAAUAAGCAGAAACCUCCAUGCUCUGAGAGUCCUAGAGAUACCCAAGAUGUUCCUUGGAUAACACUAAAUAGCAGCAUUCAGAAAGUUAAUGAGUGGUUUUCCAGAAGUAAUGAAGUGUUACCUGCUGAUGACUCACAUGAUGGGGGGUCUGAAUCACAUGCUGAAGUAGCUGGUACAUUAGAUGUUCAAAAUGAAGUAGAUGAAUAUUCCACUUCUUCAAAGAAAAUAGUCUUAAUGGCUAGUGAUUCUCUUGAUCCUAUAAUACGUAAAAGUGAAAGAGUUCACUCCAAACCAGUAGAGAGUAAAAUCGAAGAUAAAAUAUUUGGGAAAACCUAUCGGAGGAAGGCAAGCCUCCCUAACUGUAGCCAUGUAACUGAAAAUCUAAUUAUAGGAACAGUUGCUGCUGAGCCACAGAUAACACAAGAGCAUCCCCUCACAAAUAAAUUAAAGCGUAAAAGGAGAACUACAUCAGGCCUUCGUCCUGAGGAUUUUAUCAAGAAAGCAGAUUUGGCAGUUAUUCAAAAGACACCUGAAAAGAGAAAUCAGGAAACUAACCAAAUGGAGCAGAAUGGUCAAGUGAUGAAUGUUACUAAUAGUGGUUAUGAGAAUGAAACAAAAGGUAAUUAUGUUCAGAAAGAAAAAAAUCCUAACCCAACAGAAUCAUUGGAAAAAGAAUCUUCUUUCAGAACUAAAGCCGAACCUAUAAGCAGCAGUAUAAGUAAUAUGGAGAUAGAAUUAAAUAUCCACAAUUCAAAAGCACCUAAAAAGAAUAGGCUGAGGAGGAAGCAUUCUAGCAGGCAUAUUCAUGCACUUGAACUAGUAGUCAAUAAAAAUCCAAGCCCACCUAAUCGUGAUGAACUACAAAUUGAUAGUUGUUCUAGCAUUGAAGAGAUAAAGCAAAAAAAUUCUGAACAAAUGCCAGUCAGGCACAGCAGAAAGCUUCUACUUGUGGAAGAUAAAGAACACACAACUGGAGCCAAGAAGAGUAACAAGCCAAAUGAGCAAAUAAGUAAAAGACAUGCCAAUGAUACUAACUGUUCAAGUUCUAAUAAACUUCAAGAAUUUGUCAAUCCUAGCCUUCAAACAGGAAAAACAGAAGAGAGCUUAGAAACAAUUCUGGCAUCUAAUAGCAUCAAAGACCCCAAAGAUCUGGUGUCAAGUGGAGAAAGAUCUCUAGAGAGUACCACUAUUUCACUGGUACCUGAUACUGAUUAUGGCACUCAGAACAGUAUCUCGUUACUGGAAGUUAACACCCUAGAGAAGGCAAAAACAGCACCAAAACGAGUGAGUCAGUGUGCAGCCAUUGAAAACCCCAAGGAACUAAUCCAUGGUUGUUCUAAAGAUGCUAGAAAUGACACAGAGGGCAUUAAGGAUCCAUUGAGACGUAAAGUUAACCACAUUCAGGAGCCAAGCAUAGAAAUGGAAGACAGUGAACUUGAUACUCAGUAUUUACAGAAUACAUUCAAGGUUUCAAAGCGUCAGUCAUUUGCUCUGUUGCCAAAUCCAGGAAAUCCAGAAAAGGAAUGUGCAACGGUCUGUGCCCACUCUAGGUCCUUAAGGAAACAAAGUCCAAAAGUCACUCUUGAAUGUGAACAAAAAGAAAAUCAAGAAAAGAAAGAAUCUCAAAUCAAGCAUGAACAGACAAUUAGUACCACUGCAGGCUUUUCUGUAGUUUGUCAGAAAGAUAAGAAGCCAGAUGAUUAUGCCAAAUGUAGCAUUAGAGAAGUCUCUAGGUUUUGUCUGUCAUCUCGGUUCAGAGGCAAUGAAAAUGAACUCAUUACUGAAAAUAAACAUGAUAUUUUACAAAACCCCUAUCAUAUACCAUCACUUUCUCCCAUCAGGCCAUUUUUUAAAACUAAAUGUAAGACAAACCUGUCAGAGGAAAGGUCUGAAGAACAUUCAGUGUCACCUGAAAGAGCAUUAGGAAGUGAGAACAUUCCAAAUACAGUGAGUACAAUUAGCCAAAAUAACAUUAGAGAAAGUGCUUUUAAAGAAGCCAGCUCAAGCAGUGUUAAUGAAGUAGGUCCUAGUACUAAUGAAGGAAGCUCCAGCACUAAUGAAGUAGGUUCCAGUGGUGAAAACAUUCAAGCAGAACUAGGUAAAAACAGAGGACCUAGAUUGAAUGCUGUGCUUAGAUUAGGUCUUAUGCAACCUGAAGUCUAUAAGGAAAGUCUUCCUGUAAGUAAUUAUAAACAUCCUGAAAUAAAAAGGCAAGAAGAAAAUGAAGGGGUAGUUCAGACUGUUAAUACAGAUUUUUCUCCAUGUCUAAUUUCAGAUAACCUAGAGCAGCCUAUGGGAAGUUGUCAUGCUUCUCAGGUUUGUUCUGAGACACCUGAUGACCUCUUAGAUGAUGAUGAAAUAAAGGACAAUAUCAGCUUUGCUGAAAACGGUGUUAACGAAAGAUCUGCUGUUUUUAGCAAAAAUGUCCAGAGAGGAGAGUUGAGCAGGAGCCCUAGCCCAUUAGCCCAUACAUGUUUGGCUCAGGCUCACCAAAGAGAGGCCAGGAAAUUAAAGUCCUCAGAAGAGAACAUAUCUAGUGAGGAUGAAGAACUUCCCUGCUUCCAACACUUAUUAUUUGGUAAAGUAACCAAUAUGCCUUCUCAAUCUAUCAGACAAAGCACUGUUGCCACUGAAUGUCUGUCUAAGAAAACAGAGGAGAACCUAGUAUCUCUGAAGAAUAGCUUAAAUGACUGCAGUAACCAGGUAAUGUUGGCAAGGGCAUCCCAGGAACAUCACCUUAGUGAGGCAGCAAAAUGUUCUAGUAGCUUGUUUUCUUCACAGUGCAGUCCAUUGGAAGACUUGACUGCAAAUAGAAACACCCAGGAUCCCUUCCUGAUGUUUGAUCCUCCUUCCAAACAAAUGAGGGAUCAGUAUGAAAACCAGGAAGUUGUUCUGAGUGACCAGGAAUUGGUUUCAGAUGAUGAAGAAAGGGAACCUAGCCUGGAAGAAGAUAAUCAUCAAGAAGAGCAAAGUGUGGAUUCAAACUUAGGUGAAGCAGCAUCUGGGUAUCAGAGUGAAACAAGCUUCUCUGAAGACUGUUCAGGACUGUCCUCUCAGAGCGAUAUUUUAACCACUCAGCAGAGGGAUACCAUGCAAGAUAACCUGAUAAAGCUCCAGCAAGAAAUGGCCGAACUGGAAGCUGUGUUAGAGCAGCAUGGGAGCCAGCCUUCUAACAGCUCCCCUUCCCUCAUAGCUGACUCUUGUGCCCCUGACGACCUAAGUCUGGAACAAAACACAUCAGAAAAAGCAGUAUUAACUCCACAGAAAAGUAGUGAGUAUCCUGUAAGCCAGAAUCCAGAAAGCCUUUCUGCUGACAAGUUCCAAAUGUCUCCAUAUAGUUCUAUCAGUAAAAAUAAAGAACCAAGAUCAGAAAGGUCUUCCCUUUCUAAGCUCCAGUCCUCGGAUAAUAGGUGGUACAUGCACAGCCACUCUGGCAGUCUUGAGAACGGAAACUGCCUGUCUCAGGAGGAACUCGUUAAGGUUGUUGAUGUGGAGGAGCAACAACUGGAAAAGUCUGAGCCACAUGAUUUAAUGGAGCAGUCUUCUUUGCCAAGGCAAGAUCUAGAGGGAAGCCCUUGCCUGGAAUCCGGAGUCUGCCUCUUCUCUGAUGACCCUGAAUCUGAUCCUUCAGAAGACAAAGCCCCAGACUUGGCUCAUAUUUGCAGCAUGCCAGCUUCAACUUCUGUAUUGAAAUUACCCCAAUUUCAAGUUGCAGAUUCUGACAUGAGUCCAGCUGCUACUCAUAAUACUGAGACUGUGAGGGAAGAAAGUAUGAACAGAGAGAAGCCAGAAUUGACAUCCUCAACAGGAAGGGUCAACAAAAGAAUAUCCAUGGUGGUAUCAGGCUUGACCCCAAAAGAAUCUAUGCUUGUGCACAAGUUUGCCACAGAACACAACAUCACUUUAACGAAUGUAAUUACUGAAGAGACUACUCAUGUUGUUAUGAAAACAGAUGCUGAGUUUGUGUGUGAACGGACACUGAAAUAUUUUCUGGGAAUUGCAGGAGGAAAAUGGAUAGUUAGCUAUUUCUGGGUGACCCAGUCAAUUGAAGAAAAAAAGAUGCUGGAUGAGCAUGAUUUUGAAGUCAGAGGAGAUGUGAUCAAUGGAAGAAACCACCAAGGUCCAAAGCGAGCAAGAGAAUCCCAGGACAGAAAGAUCUUCAGAGGCCUGGAAAUCUGUUGCUAUGGGCGCUUUACCAACAUGUCCAUAGAUCAACUGGAGUGGAUGGUGCAGCUGUGUGGGGCUACUGUGGUGAAGAAGCUGUCAUCAUUCACCCUUGGCACAGGUGUUCACCCAGUUGUGGUCGUGCAGCCAGAUGCCUGGACAGAGGACGAUGGCUUUCAUGCAAUUGGGCAGAUGUGUGAAGCACCUGUGGUGACCCGAGAGUGGGUGUUAGACAGCGUAGCACUGUACCAGUGCCAGGAGCUGGACACCUACCUGAUACCUCAGAUCCCCACAGCCGCUGCUGAUUGUAGUCAGCCACGUGUAUAGCGCCACAGGGCCCUAAGAAUGAGCUUCCAGGCCCUGGGAGCUCCUCUCACUCUUCAGUCCUUCCGUAGUCCUGGUUGCUAAAUAUUUGAUGUGUAUCAGUCUGAAAAGAACUUCUGGCUACGCAAGGGUCCCUUAAAGAUUUUUUGCUUCAGAUCUCCCUCUGAAAUCUGCCAAGAGCACAAAAUUGUAGUAAUUUUUCACCUGAGAAGAUUUUAAAACCAUUUAAACCCUACCAAUUGAGCAAGAUGCUGAUUCAUUAUUUAUCAGCCCUAUUCCUCCUACCAGGGCUGUUGGCACAGAGAGUGGCUUGGCCUCAAGAGAAUAGCUAGUUUCCCUAAGUUUGUUUCUCUAAAGCCCUAUGUUCACAAAGGCCAAGAGUCAGACCCUUCUGUGGAAGGAGUGCUUGGGAUCUGUUAUGUGACUUAGAACAGUCCUUGGGCAACUCUCACAUGUUGGAGUGGAGCACUAGGGAGAAAAUUCAGAGGCAGGUAGUGGAUGUGAACAUGAAACUUGAGAUUAAUUAGAAGAGAUCUCCAAAAGUCUGGGCUAUAGUUGCUGGAUGUCUAAAAAACAUGCUCUGAAACAGCAGAAUAUAUUCAAGAACUGGUAUGCAGAAAGAGUCUUCUAAAUUCCCCGUUAGUAAUAAAUAAAAUGUUUAUUGUUGUAGCUCUGGUAUAUAACCCAUUCCUCUUAAAAUAUAAGAUCUCUGGUAUGAAUAUUUCAUGUCUAUAAAAUGACUGAUCCCACCAGGAAAGGAGCUGUUGCUUUCUUUGAGGUAAUUUUUUUCCCUUUGCUCCCUAUUGCUGAACCGUACAGCUUCAUGAAUAAUUUUGCUUGCUGAAGGAAGAAAAAGUGUUUUAUAUAAACUCAUUUUCCAGGAUUGUUUAUAGCUAUUGGAAGGACUAGGUCUUCCCCACCCCCCAGUGUGUAAGGGCAGUACAGACUUGAUUGUACAAAAUAUGUUUUGUAAAUGUUGUGCUGUUAACACUGCAAAUAAACUUGGUAGCAAACACUUCCACCAA